This is a messenger RNA of Staurois parvus, 432 nucleotides long. NCBI's taxonomy places the organism in Eukaryota, Metazoa, Chordata, Amphibia, Anura, Ranidae. The record is from the annotation of a GenBank genome assembly.
AGAGCCGAAGAUGUUGGCUUGGUCAUGUGAUCAGCUGUGUCCAAUCACAGCUGACAGCAUGGGACAUGUGCACUGAUCAUCAGGGCACUGAUGAUCAGUGUGCCCUGAUGAUCAGUGUAGCCCCAGCAGUGCCACCUGUCAGUGUCCAUCAGUGCCAGCUCUCAGUGCUCAUCAGUGCCACCUGCCAGUGCCCAUCAAUGCCACAUAUCAGUGCCUACCAUUGCACAUCAAUGCCACAUAUCAGUGCCCAUCUGAGCUGCCUUUCAGUGUCACCCAUCAAUGCCACCUAUCAAUGCCAAUCAGUGCUGCCAGUCAGUGCUGCCUAACAGUGCCAGUCAGUGUGCCUAACAGCCAGUCAGUGCCCUAUCAGUGCCAUCAUAUCAGUGCUGCCUUUCAGUGCCCAUCAGUGAUGCCUGUCAAUGCCCAUCAGUG